Molecule: messenger RNA, 279 nt
Organism: Nezara viridula (southern green stink bug)
Lineage: Eukaryota; Metazoa; Arthropoda; Insecta; Hemiptera; Pentatomidae
Source: the annotation of a GenBank genome assembly
AUGAUUGAUCGGAGUGUCCUUGAUGGAUACAUCGGAGAAUAUAAACGUUCAAGUGACUACCUACAUUUGUAUACUCCUACGCUGCGGAUAGUGAGACCUGUCGGAUCGGUUGGAACAGCUGAUCGGAGAAACAGCUCUUUACGUAAUGCACCACCUGGCUGGGAUCGGCCUCACUUCCCACACUCUCUGAGUAAGCUCAUCACCCGGCAGGUAUUGAGGCAUCUCACUUCCUCCCACUGCUUUCUGACGGAUUCUCAGAUAUCAGGGUGGGAUUUGUGA